AUACCCAAUCGACAGCCAGUAUCUGAAACUGAUGAACUGGCAAUUAUGACCAAGUUUUUUGCAGCAGCUCGCUGGAAAAUCGUGGCUAGAAAAAUUGGUAGUCGAAAUCGUAAUUUCGCGGCGUGAGGUUUAAGGUACCAGAAGAUGAUAGACUUCCGAACAGGCCCCUUAGCUUUGGCCGCGUUGGCCGUGUGCCUAGGAUUGUCCAAGUGCCAACAGGACCUACCGGCAUCCAAUGGCAUAGCCAUGCCAGUACCGGGGGACCCGCUCUACUAUUUGAAUGCUGAUGCAGGUCUUUCCGUGGCUCCCACCGUAUCCCUGAAACGCACCAAUCGUUCCCUGCUGAAGUGGUGGGACGACCUCUUUCUGCGAAACAAUUGCUGCAACAAUAACAACAACGUUGUUUAUCCGCCAGCACCUGUUGUACCACCUCUGGUGAACAAUAACUGCAACGGUGGGCUGCAGCUCCAGGACCUUGAUCCUUUCAAGCAAAUAAAGCUUUUCAAGAAGCUGCCCGACCUCUUCACGCCUCCCAGUCCAUGCGGUCAGACUUGCGGUGGCUGCGGACAGCUCCCCCAACCACAGCCAAACUAUGUUGCUCCUUUGGCUCCUGCCUAUGGUGGGGAAGGGUAUGCUCCGGUGCCAGAGGAAGAGUACGUCAAACCUAGUCCCAACUACGACGGUCCAGGAGAUGGCAACGCCGGCUAUGUGUCACCACCCGCCACAGACACCUAUGUGGCACCGGUUGCUCCUGCGCCUGCGGCUGUAACUUAUGAGGCGCCCGCUCCAGCAUACGAAGCUCCAGCUCCAGCUCCAGCAUACGAAGCGCCUGCUCCAGCCUACGAGGCACCUGUAGCUCCGCCAGCUGCCUAUGCAGCCCCGGCUCCUCCAGCUGCCGAAUAUGUAGCCCCACCGCCACCAGCUCCCGCUCCUGCCGCCGAUGUCUAUGCUCAGCCAGCUCCAGCCGCAGCGCCACAACUACCGCCGAUUGUCUACCAACCCAUAAUUUACGUCUCCUCCCCCUUGGUCUCCAAGUCCCAGGUGCAGGCUGACGAAAACCCGGCUUAUGGAGCUCAGCCGGCACCACCAGCUCCCGUCUACGAGGCUCCGGCACCUGUUAAUUAUCCUCCGCCCCCAUCGCCCUGUGGGGGUUACCCUUCUUACGCGCCUUCCACCCCCAACUAUGCCACACCCUCUUGUCAAGCCCCCAUCCGCCUGUCACUGAUCGACCAGCCUUACCGAGUGGCUCCGGAACUCUUCGAGGAGUACAACUAUCGGCUCGACUUGGCGGCACAGAAUUUAAUAUAGAUUACGACUCGUUGUUCCUUGACCAAUAUGUAAAUAAAAAGUAUAUAACGAUUGUA
Molecule: messenger RNA, 1364 nt
Organism: Drosophila bipectinata
Lineage: Eukaryota; Metazoa; Arthropoda; Insecta; Diptera; Drosophilidae
Gene: psd
Product: palisade
Source: RefSeq, a predicted model, not a curated record